CGUAGAGGAGGCGGGGCAAAAGGAGGAAGUGCCUUUCCCGAGAAGCUGAGCGCCUUUUCUUUUUUCCCCCCAGAGUCUUGGUGGAGAGUUGGUUUCGUCGUCGCCAGGAGACCAUGUUUCGCAUUGAGGGAUUGGGGCCCAAGCUGGACCCGGAGGAGCUGAAGCGGAAGAUGCGCGAGGACGUUCUCUCUUCGGUCCGCACGUUCCUCCUCUACGUGGCCGUGCUGCGCCUCACUCCAUACAUUUUAAAGAAGCUGGACAGCAUAUGAGAAGACCUUAAAGGAUGGCCUGUGUGGGAAACCUGGGUGGACUGUGUUUGCGUUUCUCUGGAACAGGCUGCAAAGAAGAGGCUUCAUAUCCUGACAGAACAGAGCCAGACAUUUCUUGGGAAGUUAUAGAAGAGAAGGAGUAUCAAUAACUUCACCUUCCUAUUCUUUCCACGUCUUACAGUGCUGUAUCUUUUUCUUCGUACCAAUGCAGUCUCAUUCAAAGAUUAAAAUGAACCUCAGUUUGUUAAAACUGCUAACUUUAAACAAAGUGCUUUGGAAUCAAACUAUCUGUGAUGUGUUACAGUGAUGUCAUCAGAACUGCCCCAUUGGGAUAGUUCUGCUAUGUGAAGCCUUUGUGGUUAAUCUUGAAUGGUUUAAAUAAAAUGGAGUGUACAUCUAAA
Pogona vitticeps (central bearded dragon) is the source of this 670-nucleotide messenger RNA. RefSeq names its product translocase of outer mitochondrial membrane 5 (gene TOMM5). Gene Ontology annotation, cellular component: mitochondrial outer membrane translocase complex. Lineage: Eukaryota; Metazoa; Chordata; Lepidosauria; Squamata; Agamidae. The record is from RefSeq and is a predicted model, not a curated record.